Onychomys torridus (southern grasshopper mouse) is the source of this 3670-nucleotide messenger RNA. RefSeq names its product CDP-diacylglycerol synthase 2 (gene Cds2). Bases 292 to 1626 code for a protein of 444 amino acids. Gene Ontology annotation, cellular component: endoplasmic reticulum membrane. The record is from RefSeq and is a predicted model, not a curated record. Gene Ontology annotation, molecular function: phosphatidate cytidylyltransferase activity. The transcript is spliced from 13 exons. NCBI's taxonomy places the organism in Eukaryota, Metazoa, Chordata, Mammalia, Rodentia, Cricetidae.
CUAGGCUCCCGGGCCGAGAUGGCGGCGGUGCGCGUGCGCGCUGGCUUACAGCUUCCCGGGAGGAGGAGCGAGCGGCCGCUGGGGAGGCAGCGGCUCCCCUCUCCCGGCAAGGGCGGCGGCAGCGGUGCUGGGCGGGGCCGGGCUCGGGGCUAGCGGCGCGGCUGCAGGGGCUGUGCGAGGCACUGCGGGGCUGCGAGGCGCUCGGGCCCGCGGAGAGGCCGUGCGCGCUCAGCCGACCUCCGCGGCCACCGCGCUGCUCGCUCUGGGUGACGUCGUCCCGGGGUCCCCAGCAUGACCGAGCUACGGCAGAGGGCUGUCCGCGAGGACGCACCGCCGGAGGACAAGGAAUCGGAGUCAGAAGCAAAAAUAGAUGGAGAGACUGCAUCAGACAGUGAGAGCCGAGCUGAACCAGCUCCCCCGCCAACCUCCAUAGAUGACACCCCAGAGGUCCUGAACAGGGCUCUUUCCAACUUGUCUUCAAGAUGGAAGAACUGGUGGGUGAGAGGCAUCCUGACUUUGGCCAUGAUUGCAUUUUUCUUCAUUAUCAUUUACCUGGGACCAAUGGUUUUGAUGAUGAUUGUGAUGUGUGUUCAGAUUAAGUGUUUCCACGAGAUAAUCACUAUUGGCUACAAUGUAUACCACUCCUACGACCUCCCCUGGUUCAGGACCCUCAGCUGGUACUUUCUCCUGUGUGUAAACUACUUCUUCUAUGGUGAGACAGUGACAGAUUACUUCUUCACUCUGGUCCAAAGAGAAGAGCCUUUGCGGAUUCUCAGUAAAUACCACCGGUUCAUUUCCUUUACCCUGUAUCUCACAGGGUUCUGUAUGUUUGUACUGAGUCUAGUUAAGAAGCAUUAUCGACUGCAGUUCUACAUGUUUGGCUGGACCCAUGUGACCUUGCUUAUUGUCGUAACCCAGUCACACCUUGUUAUCCAUAACUUGUUUGAAGGAAUGAUAUGGUUCAUUGUUCCCAUUUCAUGUGUCAUCUGUAAUGAUAUCAUGGCCUAUAUGUUUGGCUUUUUCUUUGGUCGGACCCCACUCAUUAAGCUGUCUCCGAAGAAGACCUGGGAAGGCUUCAUUGGGGGCUUCUUUGCCACUGUGGUGUUUGGCCUUCUGCUCUCCUAUGUGAUGUCUGGGUACAGAUGCUUCGUCUGUCCUGUGGAAUACAACAAUGACACCAACAGCUUCACUGUGGACUGUGAGCCAUCCGACCUGUUCCGUCUGCAGGAGUACAGCAUUCCUGGAGUGAUCCAGUCCAUUGUUGGCUGGAAAACAGUGAGGAUGUACCCUUUCCAGAUCCACAGCAUAGCCCUCUCCACCUUUGCCUCGCUCAUCGGUCCGUUUGGAGGGUUCUUCGCAAGUGGAUUCAAACGAGCCUUUAAAAUCAAAGAUUUUGCCAAUACCAUUCCUGGUCACGGAGGCAUCAUGGAUCGCUUUGACUGCCAGUAUCUGAUGGCCACCUUUGUCAAUGUGUACAUUGCCAGCUUUAUCAGGGGCCCAAACCCGAGCAAACUGAUUCAGCAGUUUCUGACGUUGCGGCCAGAUCAGCAGCUCCACAUCUUCAACACACUCAAGUCUCAUCUGACUGACAAGGGGAUCCUGACUUCUGCCUUGGAAGAUGAGUAGUGUCCCCCCAGGGCCAGGAGAGCCGGAGCAGGACUGAGUGAGGGGCAGGUCUCCAAGGCCAGCCCACACGCUGUGACUUAGAUAAUGAAAAGCUUCAACUCACUGUCUUUUUUUUUAAAUUGUGAGUUCUGUUUUGUUUUUUAAAAAUCUGUAUAUACAGUCUGUUUAUAAUGUGGGCUGUGAGUAAGCUAUCGCUUUGAGUUGCAAAGAAGUCACAGGGAAGAACCAUUUGGGUUUCUUUAAGUACAGGUAUUGAACAACAUGAAAGACAGUGUUGCCCAGCUCAGGGGGUCUGCUUGGUGGUUCUAACCCCACGCAUCUAGUUGUUUCUAGGCUGUGAGAGGCCAUACAUUGAUCUGUGUCUGAUAGUAGAGAGACUUUCCCACCUGGCAGAGGCUUCAUCGCCUUGUGGCUUUUGCUCGACACCUUUCCCUGGGGCUUCUGCAGGCAUCCCUGCCUGGGAGCAGUGGAGGGCUGCCUUCUGUAGAGCUGAGGGAGGGAGGGAGGCUUACUGACCAGAUGCACAUCUGUCCAAGCCAGAAUCCUGCAGAAGGCACAUGCACUUUGUUUAUAGUUGGCUUUCACCAUCCAGACCAAAAGAGGAUUUCAGACUUCAUUUUUCUCAGAAGGCAUGAAGAACUUAGGGCGUCUGAAAAGAGAAACCCACGCUGUAGUAUGUCAUGUGUGUGCAGUAGGAUGCACUGUCACCGCCUUUCCCUGCCACCCAGGCUCCAGUGGCUUCUGGGGAGGUCUGCAGAGCUGAGGCCUUCACAUUUGUGCUGUGGGUUUGCUGCUGCUGAUUCUUCUGGGGACUCCCGAGAGGUGGGGAGCAGAGGGCUUUGGUUCACACCCCCUUUGCCUGGAAGCCCACUUGUGUUGCUGCUCUGUUGUGUAUAUAGUACUCUUGGGUGAGUGUAUGUCUGUGUUUAAAAGUCCCUUGUUUCCUACAUGAUUUCAGUCACACCUGGACUUCCUCCCUGAGUCCUUAGAACUGCGGCAAGGCUAAUCAGGGCUCAGUGUACACUUUGUAUGAAAUGUGACCAGUUUAGAUGUAGUUUGUACUUUACUGGGGGACCUCUUGCUGUUUGUAUAAACUGUGAUUGUUCUUUUCCUUCUUAAUCGUAAGUUGAGAUUGAUAAGUUGAGAGGCUGGUUCUUUGUCAGGCCCAGGAGCAGCUGGCAGAGAAAGGACUUGUUCCUCAAGCGUGUUGACACCAUGGCGUACCCACUGCUGAUGAGGGUGUAGGGAUGUGCUUUCAGCACCGUGGCCUGUGCCAGUUUGUCUUCAGAUCAGCCUUCCUGUCCCCUCCAGUGCACAGACAGCUCUCAGAAUGUCUGUCAUGUGCCACCAUGCCUCCCACGUGGGAGGGGCUGGAACACAUUUUUGGCUCUGACCUUCAACUUCCAUGUCAGCCUUGUGGCUUUUCUUUCUCAGCCCCCAGGGCUGCGUUGAACCUGCCUUGGGUUUGGUUCUUCUGUGUGGCCCUAGGUGGGAAGCUUUGCUCUCAGGGUUCUCGUUUUCUGACUUACCCUUGAAGUUGACCAGUUCUGUAACUCUACAGAAAAGUUCCUGUUGCUACUGAGUUAUAUCAUGGGCACCCAAAAAAGGAAAUAUACCCAGGCGUAUUUUACAGUUGCCCCUUGAGAUGAGUCAGUGUCUUCUUAAGAUUUUCAGGUUAGGAGUGAGACUGUCCUUUUCUGACUAAAGAAUGACCUCGGAUCACCAAACUAGAUAGAGAAGGGCACACCAGUCAGUCCCCAGCAGUGACUGAGGCGUGAGGAAAUAGUUGCUGGAGUCUGAAAAACUGAAACCCAAGAGUUUUGGAUUCUUUCCUGAGUUCUCGGGAAAGAGGAGAAUUUCCCAAUCAAGUCUCCAGGAGAGCAAUGCCACCGUGUGUCUGUCCAGCUUGCUGUCUGUCCCAUUAAGCAGGCAGGAUCCCAGCGACUACUUUAACAUGCACCAUGCAGAUCUCAAUGGCUCACAUAACUUGCUUUACACUCAUUUUGUUUUGUUAGAAAUAAAAUUUUUGUGCCUUUCCUUGUUA